Molecule: messenger RNA, 1078 nt
Organism: Monomorium pharaonis (pharaoh ant)
Lineage: Eukaryota; Metazoa; Arthropoda; Insecta; Hymenoptera; Formicidae
Exons: 3
Coding region: 326-1042 (238 amino acids)
Source: RefSeq, a predicted model, not a curated record
UAAUAUCUGUAUUAAAUAUUAGAAUUUUAUUUUCAUAGUUAAACUUACGUGACUUAAAAUAAUUUUACAUUCUCGACAUAUUUAACGAUUUUAGGCAUUUGAGGUACACGACAGUAUUUCCAGAGAAUCCUAUUGCUUCUCUGUGACAAGUUCUAGUCAAUAACAAAAUGCGGGCAAGCGAGUCAAACCUAAAUUUCACCAUAAAACUGGGUCAGUACGAAGCGCCCGUUAACCGGCCAGUCAAGUUUCAAUCCAACAAGGAAGCACAUCUCGAGAAGAUGUCUUCUCGUUUCGUUUGAAGACCAGACCAGAUCAGGAACGCAAGAUGAGGACUGCCUGCUGGCUACUGUUGAUCACCGUCCUCGCGCAAUCAUGCUCGCACCCAAAAUCGAGGGACGACGAGAAAACUUCAAUGGAAAAAAUCAUUAGCAGUAAACUCGGAAAUAUUUCGAGUUCGCAGGAAAAUCUGGAGCAAGUGAAGAUAUUGUUGAGGCAGAUCUCGAAUUCUUCGACAUCGGAAAACGAAACGGUUACCGCGACCAGACAAGGACCCUGCCAAUGUCGCGGCGGUGUCUGCGGAUGCUGUUCGAGGCUCCUGUAUGACACGUGGAAACAAAAGGCCUGUGUGAACAUCACGUAUGAUCCUGACGAGUUCAGUUUUACUGCCAAUAUCUUGAUGAAUGACAGAGUUCUUUACACAAGAACUGUUUCUGGAAAGAAUCCUAGACCGAUAUGUGUUCCUGUUCCGAGACUACCGAUUAGAGCGUGCGUUAGAUUUUAUAAUAUAUAUUUCCAAGGCAGAAAUAUUCAUCUAUGUCUCAAUAUGGAAGGAAAAUUCCAGGAUACUACUCUGUUUAAGGUUAGUUUCGAUUGUCUUAGAUUCGGUUCAAAUGGAUUAGCUCUGUUAAAGCCCGAAGAUGGAGGUGGUUUAGGUCAAGUAGAACUUUUUCCGGAAGAUCCGGAUGAUGGUAAUAACAGUGAAGAUUACGAUGAUGAGGACGAUGAUGACUAUGACGACGACGACGACGACGAUAUAUUUUAAAAAUAACUUUAAAAACAGAUAAUGAUGAUACUAUAA